CCGAUGGUUAUCGUAGCCAUACAACGUUUCCUCUGCUGAACUCUCGUUUAUAUGCAUGUUCGCGUCUCUCGUUACCCCGCCAGUCAAGACUUGAGUUUUCUGUCUCAUUCAUCGGAUACUAGAGGUAUUCAAGAUUGGUGUGCAUCCACAUUGGCAAGGUAAUCACAAUGAGGUUCAGGGUUCUCAUAUAGGGUGGAAAUUUUGGAAGAUUAUUGGAAAAUAGUGAAGAAGAUAUCAAGAUACCGAAAGGUAAAGCAGGCUGAAUUAUUUGUUUUUGGUUGCAAAUGACUGCGAGAAUGAACAGUAAUGAAGACACUGAGGUUGCUGGUAGUGGUAGAAUGUGGGCUUUAGAUCAGAAAUUUGAUCCACCCCUGGAUGCAGAGGCUGAGAAGCUCAAGAAUAUGCAUGUGGAAAAGAAAGUUUCAGCUUUUCAGCUUCUGCGACUUGCAUUCCAAAGCCUCGGAGUGGUCUUUGGAGAUUUAGGCACAUCUCCCUUGUAUGUUUUCUACAAUACAUUCCCUGAUGGAAUUGAAGAAGCAGAGGAUGUGAUUGGAGCCCUAUCGUUAAUUAUAUAUUCCCUUACACUUAUCACACUCUUGAAGUAUGUGCUCAUUGUCUGCACAGCGACUGACAAUGGUCAAGGUGGAACAUUUGCUCUUUAUUCACUACUAUGUCGACAUGCAGACAUUAGGACUAUUCCUAACCAGGACCACACUGAUGAACAGCUGACAACUUACAGUUGUGCUAAAUUUCAUGAGCAAUCAUUUGCUGCCAAAACCAAGAAAUGGCUUGAGGGACAUGCAUUUAAGAGGAAUGCACUUCUUGUUCUUGUCCUUGCUGGAUCUUGUAUGGUGAUUGGGGAUGGAAUUCUGACCCCAGCAAUAUCAGUUUUAUCAGCUCUUGGCGGAAUGAAGGUAGAAUAUCCCAAGAUGUCUAGUGAUGUCGUGAUGCUGGUAGCUGUUGCACUCUUAUUUGGUUUGUUUUGCAUACAGCACUAUGGGACAGAUGCUUUUAGCUGGCUCUUUGCCCCAGUAGUACUCCUUUGGUUUUUUUUAAUUGGAAGUAUAGGUGUAUUCAACAUUUGCAAGUAUGAUAGCAGUGUUCUGAAAGCCUUUUCUCCUGUAUAUGUGUACCGGUUCUUCAGUAGGGGAAAUGGCUGGAGCUCUCUUGGAGGAAGUAUGCUUAGUAUUACAGGAACGGAGGCGCUUUUUGCUGAUUUAUCACACUUCCCAGUGGCAGCCAUACAGAUUGCUUUCAUAUUAGUUGUGUUUCCCUGCCUUAUUUGCUCCUACACUGGACAGGCAGCAUAUCUUAUGAAACACUCAGAUCAUGUAUCUGAUGUAUUUUAUAGUUCAAUUCCAGAGAGCAUACAUUGGCCAGCCCUCAUUGUUGCGGUUGCAGCUGCUAUUGUUGCAAGUCAGGCCACCAUAACUGCAACUUUUUCGCUAGUCAAGCAGGCCCUUGCUCUUGGCUGUUUCCCCAGAGUUAAAGUAGUACAUACAUCAAAGAAGUUCCUAAACCAGAUUUAUAUUCCUGAUAUUAAUUGGAUUCUUAUGAUACUUUGCCUUGCUGUGACGGCUGGAUUCAAAAAUCAAAUCGAAAUUGGAAAUGCUUCGGGUACAGCAGUCAUACUAGUCAUGCUUCUAACGACAUUCCUUAUGGUUCUGAUCAUGCUUCUAGUAUGGCGAUGGCAUUGGGUUAUUGUUUUGUUAUUCACUAGCUUAUCUCUGAUAGUGGAAGGCACUUACUUUUCCUCUGUAAUAUUCAAGGUAAAUCAAGGUGGAUGGGUUCCUCUUGUGAUUGCAGUAGCCUUUUUUAUCGUCAUGUCCAUUUGGCAUUAUGGGACUGUAAAGCGAUAUGAAUAUGAGUUGCACAGUAAGGUCUCCCUAGCAUGGAUUCUUGGACUUGGUUCGAGUUUAGGACUGGUUCGAGUCCCCGGAAUUGGACUUGUGUACACUGAACUGGCAAAUGGGGUACCUCAUAUUUUCUCCCAUUUCAUCACCAACCUCCCUGCCAUACAUUCAGUUGUUGUUUUUGUAUGUGUUAAGAACCUUCCUGUCUAUACAGUUCCAGAAGGGGAGAGAUUUCUGAUAAGGCGAAUUGGACCGCCGGAUUUUUUUAUGUUCCGUUGUGUUGCCAGAUAUGGCUAUAAGGAUCUCCAUUUGAAGGAUGUAGAUUUCGAGAGAGACCUCAUGGACAGUCUCUUCACGUUUGUCAGACUUGAGAACAUGAUGGAUGGGUCUUCGGACUCGGAUGAUUACAGUUUAAGCGACCAGCAGACUGAGCAAUCUGCUGGUGAACCUUUGGAGUUUAUGAAUAAUGAACUUUCAUCUAACAUGGACACAAUUAUAUCCUCAGUGGACCCUCCACUUGCAAACCAUGUUCCUGCUGAUAUUGAUGAGUUAGAAUUUUUGAAGAAUUGCAGAGAUGCUGGAGUGGUGCACAUGCUGGGAAAUACAGUGGUCAUGGCAAGGAGGGAUUCCAGAUUUUACAAGAAGCUAGCUAUUGAUUAUUUAUAUGCUUUUCUGAGGAAGAUAUGCAGACAUAAUACUGCAAUCUUCAGUAUUCCUCCUGAGAGUCUCUUGAAUGUUGGACAGAUAAUUCGUGUAUGAUAAACUUUUUGAUAUUGCAGACAUGAUCAUACAUAUCUUCCGAAUAAGUUUCAAAGUCGUGCAGGACUUGAGCCCAAAGUGAACAUUUUCAUGCUAGUGUGGCUGUGUUUGCAAAAAUAUUACUGUCAUCCAUGUAAACAACAGAGUUUAUGCAAUUUUUUUAAGGGACAACCUCUCAUAUUCGAUAUCAAACCUUAUAUUUAGUAUAAAUAGAGUUGCACAAAUAAUAAACUUUACAUAGAGACCACUUUUAUUUGUCAAGAGCUGCACAGAACACAAUAAUCUCUCUCCCUGAGAGCCC
Messenger RNA from Tripterygium wilfordii, 2913 nucleotides. RefSeq names its product potassium transporter 10-like. Gene Ontology annotation, biological process: potassium ion transmembrane transport. The transcript is spliced from 10 exons. Bases 285 to 2612 code for a protein of 775 amino acids. Gene Ontology annotation, cellular component: membrane. Lineage: Eukaryota; Viridiplantae; Streptophyta; Magnoliopsida; Celastrales; Celastraceae. The record is from RefSeq and is a predicted model, not a curated record. Gene Ontology annotation, molecular function: potassium ion transmembrane transporter activity.